Molecule: messenger RNA, 612 nt
Organism: Penicillium cosmopolitanum
Lineage: Eukaryota; Fungi; Ascomycota; Eurotiomycetes; Eurotiales; Aspergillaceae
Product: cytochrome c oxidase assembly factor 1 family protein
Exons: 2
Coding region: 1-612 (203 amino acids)
Biological process (GO): mitochondrial respiratory chain complex IV assembly
Cellular component (GO): mitochondrial inner membrane
Source: RefSeq, a predicted model, not a curated record
AUGCUCUUCCCACGAGCCCUCCGGCGCGCCGGAACUCGCACUAUCCAACAAUCCCGCAGCGCAUCCGGACCCCGCCCAUCCCCCCGACGCACCAUCAUGCCAGCCCCAGGACCCAACACUGGACCUAUCAUGGAACGCCGCGCAGACCGCGAACUGCCCUCCCUAAACAAAGGCCGCGGCUGGCUGUACUCUCUGCCGAUUUUCAUCGUCGCUACCGGCGCGGGUAUGCUGGGUAUAUUCAAUUACCAGAAAAGCUCUAGCAGUGUUGUGAAUAGUACGCUUUAUGCGCUGCGGACGUCGACGCAGGCGCGCGAUAUCCUCGGUGAUGAGAUCUAUUUUGCGCAGCAGAUUCCUUGGAUUUCGGGCGAGAUGAAUCAGUUGCAUGGACGGAUUGAUAUUUCUUUUUGGGUUAAGGGGACUAAGGCGCAGGGGAAGAUGAGGUUUCGGAGUAUUAGGCCUGAUCGGUUGAGUUUUGUUAGUUUUGUCCCUUUCUCCCACCCCUAUUUUCCCUGGGAUUUGCUCUUUUUCCAAACUGAGGUGUGGAGCUUGGAGACUGAGGAUGGAACGGUUGUGCAGCUGCUAGAUGGCACCGAUCCUUUCCGACAGGAUUAG